Molecule: messenger RNA, 2676 nt
Organism: Notothenia coriiceps (black rockcod)
Lineage: Eukaryota; Metazoa; Chordata; Actinopteri; Perciformes; Nototheniidae
Gene: rad50
Product: RAD50 homolog, double strand break repair protein
Exons: 15
Coding region: 1-2193 (730 amino acids)
Biological process (GO): double-strand break repair; telomere maintenance via telomerase; telomere maintenance via recombination
Cellular component (GO): Mre11 complex; condensed nuclear chromosome
Molecular function (GO): double-stranded telomeric DNA binding; single-stranded telomeric DNA binding; G-quadruplex DNA binding
Source: RefSeq, a predicted model, not a curated record
AUGGUGUCGAUUAAGAAGGUCGUCACGAAGGUGCCUGAGGUCUUGGUUUUCCAGGGUUCAGAUGAGCAGCUGCAGGAGAUUUACCAGAACCACCAGAGGACGGUGAGGGAGAAGGAGCGCAGGCUGACAGAUUGCCAGAAGGAGCUGGAGAGAGCUGGGCGAGAGUGUCAGAGACUCAACAGGGUCAAGGCUGACCUCCUGGUAGAACAAGGUCGUCUACAACUGGAGGCUGACCGCCACACUCAAAACAUCAAGAACCGAGACACUCAGGUUCGCUCUUUGUCGUCCUCUCUGGAGAUGGAGGGUUACGACAGACCUCCCUUCAGCAGUCUUCAACUUGAAAGCUUUAAUCGUCAAGUCACACAGAGACUGGAUCAGGAGAAAGAGACGGCCAAUCAGGUUAUGGCUGACCUGCAGGAAAAGGAUCAGCAGAAGCAGCAGUCCAUUGAUGAAAUGAGAGAUAAGAAGACCGGCCUGGAGAGAACGGUGGAGUUGAAGAGAGACAUGCAGGGAAAGAAGCAACAAGAAAUGAGGAACGUCCGGACAGAGCUGCUGAAGCUCGAGGGUUCGUCCGGCCGGCUGCAAGAACUGGAGAAUGAACUGGCUAAAGUGGAGCGCGAGCUGCAGAGCGUGGUUCAGAGCUCCAACGUGGAGGAGCUGAAGGCCGACGUGCUGGAGCUCCAGGGAGAGAAGGCUGAACUCGACCGCUUACAGAGACAACUCGACCAAGAGAUGGGGAUGCUCAACACACACACCACCGCUCGCACACAGAUGGACAUGCUAAAGAAGGACAAGACAGAGAAGGACGAGCAGGUUCGUAAGAUCAAGUCUCGUCACAACGAGGAACUGGUGUCGUUGCUCGGCCACUUUCCCAACAAGAGAGAGCUGGAGGACUGGAUCUAUUCCAAGUCGAAGGAAAUCAACAGCACCAGGGACCGACUUGCCAAAUUCAAUAAGGACCUGGCUUCAAAUGAGCAGAACAAAAGCCACAUCGCUGCUGAGGUACGGAAGAAGGAGCAGCAGUUGGCCAGCGACGAAGAGAAGUUUUUCAAUGUGUGUGGCAGUCAAGAUCUGGAGCAGGACCUGGGCAAACUGCGAGAAGAUCUGGAAAAGAUCUCCAAACAAAGAGUAGCCACUGUGCUGCCUCCCCAGCAGCCACUGUGCUGCCUCACCAGCAGCCACUGUGCUGCCUCCCCAGCAGCUACUGUGCUGCCUCACCAGCAGCCACUGUGCUGCCUCACCAGCAGCCACUGUGCUACAUCUGAGGCUAAACUUCAAGGUCUGAGAGCCAUCAUCUCCUCCCUCUUCCUCUCCUUCCUCUUCAGAUCCGUCUCUGUGUUCUUCAGCUUGUCUGGCACCAGGCGCAGCUUGGACUGCAUGUCGCUGAUGACUUCCUGCAGAUCAGAGUCUGAAGGGAACGUCCGCUGGCACACGGGGCAGCAGGGCUCUCUCUCCUCCGUCAGCUGGCUGAUGAACUGGGUGUACACCGCUGUUGCUCCGGAUAGCAUGGCUAUGAAAAGGAAAGAGCUGCGAGAGGAUCAGUAUAACAAAGCUGAUGAGCGCUACAAGAACAAGAUGAUCACAAUGAGGACAACCGAGCUGGUUAUUAAAGAUCUGGAUCUCUACUACAAGGCCCUGGAUCAAACCAUCAUGAAAUUCCACAGCAUGAAGAUGGAUGAGAUCAACAAGAUCAUCAGAGACCUUUGGCGCAGCACCUACAGGGGUCAAGACAUUGAGUACGUGGAGAUCCGCUCUGAUGUGGACGAAAACUCGUCUGCUGGAGUGCGGCGGAGGGUUUACAACUACAGAGUGGUCAUGGUGAAAGGAGACACCGCUCUGGACAUGAGGGGGCGCUGCAGUGCCGGGCAGAAGGUGUUGGCGUCCCUGAUCAUCCGUCUCGCUCUGGCAGAGACCUUCUGUCUGAACUGUGGAAUCCUGGCCCUGGACGAGCCCACCACCAACCUGGACCGAGACAACAUCGAGUCUCUGGCACACGCCCUCGUAGAGAUCAUUAAGAGUCGCUCUCGCCAGCGUAACUUCCAGCUGCUCAUCAUCACCCACGACGAGGACUUUGUGGAGCUGCUGGGCCGCUCCAGCUACAUCGAGCACUUCUACCGCAUCCGUAAGAACCAGGACCAGAACUCUGAGAUCACAAAGUGCAGCAUCACCUCCCUCUCUACCUAUCUCAACUGAGCAGACCAAAGACUCUACACUUCCUUGGAAAUGCACAGUAAACCUCGAUCUCCGUGUUUUCAUUUCAGUUUUGGCAAAUUCAGCGUUGAUUUAGUUGAAAAAAGGGAACGAGUUAAAUGAUCUUAACCCGCCGAAGACACUGGCAAAUAUCCAUGAUUCAAAAUAUUGUGUUGAUUUCAAACGUCACUGUUUCAUAACAGAAAAUAUGCUUUACGUAAUGCUUUAUUAAAUCCUCCAUUCCAGUAAGAAACUACCAGAUAAAGUACGAACUAAAAGACCAAAGUUCUGAUUCUAAUCUAAAGCAGGAACAGCUUCCGUGUUAAGCAUCAUGACGUUUGCAUGGUCUUGGCAUUGUGUCUUUAAAACGUUUCCUGUAGCCAUCUGCUGUCCAUGUAUCUGUUCUGCUUAAACAUUUGGAAAGUUCACAGUUAUGUUUUCCUGUUUUCCUCUCAUUACGUUCUGUCAUUAAAUCUUGGAAUGGUU